GAGCCGCUCCGCCCGAGGGGACUCCUUGCCGGCAGCCCCGCGCGGAGCGUUGCCCGGGUCCUCGAGCGGCCCCGGCGGCAGGCGGAGCACCAUGCCCAAGAAGAAGCCGAUGCCGAUCCAGCUGAACCCCGCGCCCGACGGCUCCGCCAUCAACGGGACCAGCUCGGCGGAGACAAAUUUGGAAGCCCUGCAAAAAAAGUUGGAGGAGUUAGAACUUGAUGAGCAGCAACGGAAACGUCUCGAGGCCUUCCUUACUCAGAAGCAGAAAGUUGGGGAGUUAAAGGAUGAUGACUUUGAGAAAAUCAGUGAACUGGGUGCUGGAAAUGGUGGUGUGGUUUUCAAAGUUUCGCACAAGCCCUCUGGCCUCAUUAUGGCAAGGAAGUUGAUUCAUCUAGAGAUCAAGCCAGCCAUUCGGAACCAGAUCAUCCGGGAACUGCAAGUCUUGCACGAGUGCAAUUCUCCCUAUAUAGUGGGUUUUUACGGAGCAUUUUACAGCGAUGGGGAGAUCAGUAUUUGCAUGGAGCACAUGGAUGGUGGAUCCUUGGAUCAAGUCCUGAAAAAGGCAGGCAGAAUCCCCGAACAGAUCCUAGGCAAAGUUAGCAUUGCCGUCAUAAAAGGUCUAACAUACUUGAGAGAGAAACAUAAGAUAAUGCACAGAGAUGUUAAGCCAUCCAACAUUCUGGUUAACUCCAGAGGGGAGAUCAAGCUUUGUGAUUUUGGUGUCAGUGGACAGCUGAUAGAUUCAAUGGCAAACUCCUUUGUGGGAACAAGGUCCUACAUGUCUCCUGAAAGACUACAAGGGACCCACUAUUCAGUGCAGUCAGACAUCUGGAGCAUGGGGCUUUCGCUGGUGGAAAUGGCCAUCGGCAGGUACCCAAUCCCACCACCGGAUUCGAAGGAGCUGGAGCUCAUGUUUGGGUGCUCCGUAGGGGGCGAUUCUCCCAUCUCUGAGACAUCACCCCGCCAGAGAACACCAGGACGGCCAGUGAGCGCCCACGGUUCAGACAGCAGACCACCGAUGGCCAUCUUUGAACUGCUCGACUAUAUUGUAAACGAGCCCCCUCCAAAGCUUCCCAGUGGGGUCUUCAGUCCAGAGUUCCAGGACUUCGUGAACAAAUGCCUGAUCAAGAAUCCUGCAGAGAGGGCAGAUCUGAAGCAGCUUAUGGUCCACAUGUUCAUUAAGAGAUCAGAGGCAGAAGAGGUGGAUUUUGCAGGCUGGCUGUGCUCCACCAUUGGCCUCAACCAGCCCAGCACCCCAACCCAUGCCGGAGGAGUCUGAACACCCGAGAGCGAUGCCAGAUUCACUGAGCGUUGUACGUCUUCAUCCCGAGCGAGGCCUGACUAGGAGCCCACCCAAGACCCUCUGAAACAAACUGGAAUGGUGCUUGGUGGAUUUGUAGCCCAACUCACCUCCCAUCCAGCUGUCUAAAGCAAUGCUCUUUUGGUCCUGUUUUUUCACAGCUUCCGUCUACCAGAAAGUGUAUCCCCACCCCACCCCUCCUUAAAAACGAUGUCUCCCUACUUUGCAUGCGCCAAGUUAUUUUCCAGGUCCAUUUCUUUUUCUCCCUGUGGUUCUAAAUUAACAGCUGUUGUGUUUGAUUACUUAUUUGCUAACUGACCAACAUGUGAUACUUUAAGUUAGUGAUCCGCAAAUUUGGAGUGAAUGUUGGAUACCCUUUCACAAGGGGAAAUCCUGCCAGAGCUGCUGCCGCCUUCCCACUUGUUAGCUUGGUCUGAACCUUUUGCAACUUGGUGGUACGUCACAAUUUGUUUAGCCAGUCUUGGUUAGGGAUGCUGUGAGUAAACCUCUCCUAAGCAUGUAUUGCUGCUGCUAAGCUGAGACUGAAACUAUGAACAACUGUUUGCUCUUUGUGCAACGAACUCUCGAUAGAUGUGAGCAAAGACCGCAUCCUGAACUGCCAGCCCUCUUUUCCCCACACCCCAGCAACAUAAAUGUGUUGGCACUUCUAUUUAUUUUUAAGUGUCUCAUUGGAUACUUGGGGAUUGCAUCGUGGUGGAUAUCUCCCUCCCAGUUAAUUUGGUAUUUGUAUUUGAAAGGGAUGGAAAGAAAACUAUCCCUCAGACAGAAUCAAAGGAUUGUGUUUGGGGCUUUUUAAAAGGAGAAACGCAUCCAAGUUGCUUUCCUUCUAGAUCCACUGAAGUUUGAUAUGACAAAUUGUGCAUACUUUGUGUUUGAAAAUUCUUUUAAUCAUUUUAUUCUUUCAGAUGUUGAGCAAUUUCAUCUUACACUAAUAAAUACAUCAUGAAGUUACAUCAGGGAA
This is a messenger RNA of Varanus komodoensis (Komodo dragon), 2282 nucleotides long. It is a transcript of the gene MAP2K1, whose product is annotated as mitogen-activated protein kinase kinase 1. NCBI's taxonomy places the organism in Eukaryota, Metazoa, Chordata, Lepidosauria, Squamata, Varanidae. Gene Ontology annotation, molecular function: protein kinase activity; ATP binding. The transcript is spliced from 11 exons. Gene Ontology annotation, biological process: protein phosphorylation. Bases 92 to 1279 code for a protein of 395 amino acids. The record is from RefSeq and is a predicted model, not a curated record.